CCGUCCGGCGCACUUGACAGCGAUCAGUCGACGCGCGAGCAUCCCGCGAGUACGUUGUAGACGUAUCGAGGAAAGAAGGCAGAAAUACGUAGUAGAGAAAGAGAGAGAGGCAGCUGUUCCGUGUAAUAACUCGGCAAAUAAUACUCGCAGACGUCACGCGAACGUCGCGUUCAGUGAUUCACGAAGAAAAAGUUCGCACACAGUGAGAGUGACGAAAAUGGUGUCCGGCGGUAUGACUUGCGUGAAAUAUCUGCUGUUCCUCUUCAACCUGAUAUUCGCGAUCACCGGUAUCGUAUUUAUCUCGGUGGGCGCGGUGAUUCUGGUUGUCUAUAAAGGGUACAACAACUUUGUGGAUAGUUGGUUCUUUGCAGCGCCAGUCUUAAUGAUAAUAGUCGGUGUCAUAGUCUUCCUUGUAUCAUUCUUUGGAUGCUGCGGUGCCGUGAAGGAAAAUCAUUGCAUGAUAAUAACGUUCUCAGUUUUGCUGCUAUUGAUAUUUGCCCUGGAAUUGGGCGCUGGAAUCACAGGUUACAUGAUGAGAGGAGAAGUCGCUAAUAUGUUAGAAAAUCGUCUGAAUGGUACUAUGCGACAGUAUAAAGAUAAUGAUGAUAUUCGUCGAUCGUGGGACAUCAUGCAGCACGAUUUACAAUGUUGUGGCAUGAAUGGUCCUGUGGAUUGGUCCCGUAUUGGUUUCGAAGGCAGUAACGUUCCAGAGUCUUGCUGCAAAGAAAUCUCUUCUCAGAGCAAUUCAUGCGAUGCAAAUUCGAUUCAAGUCAAUGGCGAUGGCUGCAUGUGGAAACUACAAUCUGCUAUAGAAAAUAAUGCUAUGAUUCUGGGAGGAGUGGGCAUAGGCAUAGCCCUCAUACAAUUGAUUGGAGUAAUCUUUGCGUGCUGUUUGGCUCGCUCAAUCCGCCGCGAGUAUGAGACUGUCGAAACCACAGCACACUGAUCUGCCAUCAAUUAGGAGGCAUUUUCAUAAUAUUGUUCAUCAUACAUUGGUUGAUAUUUGUAGAUUCAUUACGACCGUAAUCAUUCUUAUUGUGCUUACAAAUAAAUAAAUAAAUAAAUAUAUAUAUAUAUAUAUAUAUAUAUAUAUUUAUAUUUAUAUAUAUAUAUAUAUAUCCAAAGAGGAAUGAUGUCAGAAGUAUUUAGUGUACAGUGAUAAAUUAACGAUGCCGAUAACGUAUGUAAUGCACGUGAAAUUACAUAUACAUACUUUUGUAAAGAGAAUGCAAAUUGGCAUCUCGACAUUUGCUUGCUUCUUAUAAAAAAAAGGGAAAAGUGCUAUACCUUGGAUAUUAACAUUUUCCUAUUUAAUAUCAAAUUACUGCCAAUAUCUGCCAAAAAAUAUACAUCACACGCCAUAUAAGAAGCAACAAAAAGAGAAAAAAGAAAAGUAAUCGAAAAUGUAUACAAUCCCGCUUACAGAGAUUAUAUCGAUAGAACGUUGAUCAAUUUUUGGCACAUGUACAACGAGGUGCCUAUUAAAUAAUGUGCCAUGAUAUCUGACAAAUCUAUUUUUUCAUGUGAUAUGUUUAUACAUGAAGUUUGUAAUCUUUUGCGCAUUAUAUACGAUUUGUAUCAUUAUAGAAGAUAGAGCAUUCAAUGCAGCCAUCAUUCCUCUUAAUUUUUUGUCAGACUUAUUAAAAAAAGCUAAAAAGAUAAUGAGCUCUAUUUCUGCAUCAUCUUCCUCAGAGUGCAGAAUAGACAACUUCUGUAGCAAUUAAUUGCAAAUAAAAACUUGUGUUCUGAUAAUUUAAUACUCCCAUAAAAUAGGGUAGAUUAUGCGCGCAAGUCUUUGCAUUUGUUUUACACGCCUCAUCGACGAAAAAAAAAAAAAAAUACAGUCUCAUAUUUAUAAUAUAUACGAUGUUGUGGUAAUAUUAAUAUAAAUUUAUAUAAUUUUCUGUGUUUUACGAACAAAAAAGUGUACUCUUAUUCGUAAUCGACGGUGCCCCGUGAAAUAUAUAUAUAUAUAUGUAUAUAUAUAUGUAUAUAUACAUAUAUGCAUGUAUAUAGUAUUAUUUUGUAAUAUCGGAUGUACACAAAAAUUUUGUACAUUAUAUACCAAUGAUGUAACAAAAUUAGCGUAUUUUAACAUUUAGCUCAAUUUGAAAGAAAUAUUGAAUGGAAGCUAUAGCUCUAGCUUUACUCUGUCAAUAAUUUAGCUUGCAAUAUCAGUGAACUCUGAUAUUGAUAUCUACUUAAUUAUAUUACAUGCUCUUGACAGUCUAUUGCCAAAAAAUAUUUUUGUGCAUAUUUAAUAUAUAAUAAUUUCAUUCGUAUUUGGGACCAAAAAAAUCAAGAUUAUUUAAUAACAAGUUAUUUCGAUAAAGAAAUAACGGAUUGAGAAUUAUUAUGACACAUCAGAAUUAUGAUAAAAAUUUUCUUAAACUCUAUAUGUAAUCAUAUUAUUCUUUUUCCCAAUAUUAAGAGAGUUUUUAAUAAUAUUGGAAAAGGAAUUAAAUGUGAAAAUAAAGCUAUUAUAUAUAUAUAUAUAUAUAUAUAAUACAUUAAUAUUUAUUCAUUUGCUUCCAUUUGAAGGAAAAGCGUUUUUUAAAAUGUGAUUUAUUAAGAUUGAAACAUAAUUGGGUGCCAUUAAAUAAUAUUAUGUAUGUUUAAAUACAUAAGAAAAAAUAUAUGAUAUUCUUUUUAGAUUUAUGUAUGUAUAACAAAUGAAAGAAAAAAAUUAGAAAUUUCACUGCGUCUUGUCGAUUUCACGAAUUCAAGUACCACGAUUCAAAUUGAAUUAUGUAAGUUUCUGUAGUCUUGUGUAUACAAUGCAUGAAAAAUUUUAACAUUCCUUUGGACAUAUAUAUUAAAUAUUAUUAAAACAUAUAUGUCUAACAAAAUAAAAAACAUUAAUUAUCACAAAGAAUUUAUAUGUAUAAGAACAGAAUAUAUUGAUAUAUAUUUACUCUAUUUUACAAUAAUGUUGUGAGAUAAUUUAUAAAUUUACCAUUGGCACACAUACACACACACACACAUAUAUACGAUGGCAAAUGCACAAGAUCUCAGAAUUAGUUAUGAACGUCCGUAGGAUAAACAUAUAGUUGCAGAAACAUAUAAAAAUAAUAGCUAUGAGAUAUUAAAGUGUGCCUAACAUAGUAACGUUUAUGUUAUAAUAAGUUGAUAAAGAUUAGCGAGAGAAGACAUUUCAAUGAUAUAUUAUCUACAAAUCAUGCGCAAUACAAACUCGAAACUAGCACUUAACCAAAGUUUGCUCCUUUUGAUUGUAUAAAAUCAUCCGUUUGUGUCAAAAACUUUAUUAAAAAUUUUAGACUUUCUGUAUGUAUUAAUUACCAGGCAACGCAAAAGACUGAUGAUGAUUAUUGUAAUCAGUAUUAACUAACAUUGGUAUUUUGCAUUAUAUAUAUAUAUAUAUAUGUACACACACACACACACACAUACACAAUACACAGAUGACUUUGUACUAAAUUUUAUAUUUUGGUUGCUUAUAUUAUUUUUUCUAUAAACAUAAAUUAUUAGUCACAAUAUCAUUAAAGUGAUAUAAACGUAAUUUUGUUAUUACAAUAAAACUAAUUUAUGGUAUUUUAGGAGCCAACAUGUCCUUAGCACAUAUUCAUCUAUAGCUUUCAUGUAUACUAAUAAAUUUAAUGACACCA
This is a messenger RNA of Cataglyphis hispanica, 3623 nucleotides long. Its product is annotated as CD63 antigen-like. The transcript has 6 exons. Bases 218 to 946 code for a protein of 242 amino acids. Gene Ontology annotation, cellular component: membrane. The record is from RefSeq and is a predicted model, not a curated record. Lineage: Eukaryota; Metazoa; Arthropoda; Insecta; Hymenoptera; Formicidae.